Capsella rubella is the source of this 966-nucleotide messenger RNA. RefSeq lists its product as uncharacterized. The transcript is spliced from 2 exons. The record is from RefSeq and is a predicted model, not a curated record. NCBI's taxonomy places the organism in Eukaryota, Viridiplantae, Streptophyta, Magnoliopsida, Brassicales, Brassicaceae. The coding region runs from base 267 to 587 and encodes 106 amino acids.
AGACGGAGAGGAAAGGAGGAAGAAGAGGUGUUUUUUGACGCCUAACGAACUCUAUACGAAUCGAAAUCACUGGUUUCGUCUCUGAUUUUUUUUGUGAAUCUGCAGAGGUGUUUCCCGUUGCUGGAUUCUUCGAUUUCGAAUCGCGUCAAGCAGAAUUGAUCUUCAGUCUCGUGUGUCUCCGGCUAUAUUAGUCGACUGAGAAGAGAAGGUGACUUUUUUUUGUUUUUGAGGGGGUGAAAUCGGAGAACGCUGCAAUAGGGAAAGAGAUGAUAACAAGAUCGAAUCUAGCAGAGCAGCUCAGGGAAUACCAGAUUCGAUCAAAGCAUGAUUGGGCAUCUGUUUCUUUCUUCUCUUCCACCUCGAGUUUUUCUUCUUCUAGGGUGGAUGUUGUAGUCUUUGUCAUCUGGGAGCUAGUCAUCUUAGCAUUCUUAGUGUUUUCAGCGGUUUCCUUGUACUUCAAGCGGUUACAGCUCGCAUUCAUCUUGGUAUGCGUAACUUUGCUGCUACUAAUUUGCAUGAAGGUCACAAAGCAAGUAAGGUUAGCCAGAAAGAAGAAGCGAAGGAUGCUGCUUCCGCUAUCUAUGUAAAGUUGCAACAUCUUCUUCAUCCAUAUGAGACUUUGCAACCAUUAUCUCUUAGCCACCAAACUCACCUCCUCGUUUACUGUGCUACUCUACUUGCUGCUUUAAUGGAUGAAGAUGACAAUUAUGCUCACAGCACGGGGUUUAGAGGUUUGAGUCCAGGUCAGGGUGGAUGAGCUGGAAAAUUUCAGGGUCUAGGGUUUUAGAGUCAGACGAUCAUUUUUUUGAUUAGGGUUUGGCUGCAAAUCUGGUUUUGUUCAGAGAAAAAUGUGUUCGAAAGAGUUGUGUUUCAUGUGUAACUGUGAUUGUGAAAUUCAAAAGGGUUUAGCCUAAACAAAUGAGGAAAAAUAUAAUAUCCAAGCUUGCAUUAUUUUUCAGAGGGUAA